Molecule: messenger RNA, 1021 nt
Organism: Mesoplodon densirostris (Blainville's beaked whale)
Lineage: Eukaryota; Metazoa; Chordata; Mammalia; Artiodactyla; Ziphiidae
Gene: MRPS26
Product: mitochondrial ribosomal protein S26
Exons: 4
Coding region: 38-655 (205 amino acids)
Cellular component (GO): mitochondrial small ribosomal subunit
Source: RefSeq, a predicted model, not a curated record
AUGCCCUGCGGCGCGCCGGACGCUAGGCGGUCAGGCCAUGCUUCGUGCGCUGAGCGCCCUGGGCGCGCGGCCCAUGGGCCGGCCCCCAGCCCCGUUUCUGCUCCCCGUGCGCUGCCGCAAGACCCGCCACGACCCGCCGGCCAAGUCUAAGGUCGGGCGCGUGGCGACCCCACCCGCUGUGGAUCCUGCGGAAUUCUUCGUGCUGACGGAGCGUUACCGGCAGUACCGCCAGACGGUGCGCGCCCUCAGGCUGGAGUUCGUGUCCGAGGUGCGCAAGAAGGUGCACGAGGCCCGGGCCGGGGUCUUGGCAGAGCGCAAGGCACUGGAGGACGCCGCUGAGCACCGCGAGCUGAUGGCCUGGAACCAGGCGGAGAACCAGCGACUGCGCGAGCUGCGGAUGGCCAGGCUGCGGCAGGAGGCGCGGGAGCAGGAGCGGCGGCAGGCGGAGGAGGAGGCCCGGCAGGCCCGAGAGGCGCAGGCUUGGGCGCAGCUCAAGGAGCGUGAAGUGCUGCAGCUGCAGGAGGAAGCAAAAAACUUCAUCACCCGAGAGAACCUGGAGGCGCGGGUGGAAGAAGCCUUGGACUCCCCCAAGAGUUACAAUUGGGCCAUCACCAGAGAGGGGCUGGUGGUCAGGCCACAGCACAAGGGCUCCUGAGGGCCCAGUAAGGACAGUGUCCACCCAGGGACCGUGGGGGUAGGGGGGUUGGGCCUGAUCUGGAAUAAAGCAGUUGUUUCUCAUGAAGAAGGAGGCUCUACCUAUUCCAGUGCAGCCUUCACUUUGGGCCUCAGCACCCACCACUUGGUCAGAAACUCCACACACACAGUGCCCUGUUCUGCACCCAUGUACAACUCUUAGCAAAGCACCAGACCUUAGAAGUUUCCAUCUCACAGAGGAGCAUAGUCCCCUCGGCAGCCAGGUCAUCUCCUGAGUAUCCUCAAGGUCCAGUGGUUGGCAUAUUGCAGUCCUUGGGCCAAAUCUGGCCUAUUGCUUCUUUUUGUAAAUAAAGUGUAUUGGAACACA